Messenger RNA from Acanthoscelides obtectus, 4287 nucleotides. The record is from the annotation of a GenBank genome assembly. Lineage: Eukaryota; Metazoa; Arthropoda; Insecta; Coleoptera; Chrysomelidae.
CCUACGUUAGCCCGUGUCAAAAUUCCUAUUAAUGACGUUCCGCUUUCGUAGCCUAUAUUUUUACAUUUUUUACUUUUAAAGUUGUUCGAACUCCUCAAAAAUGGAGGACGAUGAGUUCAGCGACACUUACGAGGAGGGAGAUGAGGAAAAAGCUGAAGAGUUGGAUCCGGAAAAUCCGCAACAUUAUUUUCCUAUUAUGGAAAAGAAUUUUAACAAGGUCAUUGCUGAGAUCGAGUCCAACCCUGAAGCUGCAGUGUUCGCUGAUGAGUACAAUAAGUUAUUUGAAGCUUUCUUCAACGCAUACAAUAAACAAAAAGAGCUGGAUGAAGAAACUAAACAAUUGCAUGAACAAAUCGUAGAGAAGGAUAAGAAAAUUUCAUUGGCGGUGAACUUAGCAGAUGAAGACAAAAAAACAAUAGAUAGUCUAAAGAGUCAAAUCACUCAUGCUUGGAAACUGGCUGACGCUGCACAUUCCAGAGAACAAGUGGCUCAGGAGAUCAUCGACAAUCUCAGAAGACAAGUGGAGAAUUUAAACGCAGAGAUCGACUUCAGGAAUAAGUUGAACCAAGACACUGAAGAAAUGGGUGAGCUUAGCAAGCACAAAGACGGCUUGGAGAGAGAAAGAGACAGACUGAUCAACGAAGUAACCCAACUGAACACGAAGUUGCACAACGCUCUGAGUUAUCAAGAAGAACUGGAGAGGAAAACGUCUGAAGCUGAUCUCAAGAUAAACGAGAUUAACGGACAGUUAGAGGUAUAAAAAAUGAUGAAUUCGAAAUAAUGAGUCAAGUACAACGCCAAAAUUACCCAUCGCCGUUUUCAAUACGUGGGAUCAAGUAGCUGAAACUCAAAGGCAGAAGAAAGCCAAAGAGAAACUAGAACAAGACGUAGAGGAAUUGAAAGCAAAAAUUGAAGAAAAAGAGUCAAAAAUCGUGGAACUUCACGGCGUUAUUGCUCAAAACGCUAAAGCGAUAGCUAGAUCUGAGCAAGAUGCCAAAGAAACGAAAUACGCUUACGAUAAGUUGAGCAAAGAAUUUGAGGCGACAGCACUAAAAUUUAGCAGAUUACAAGACGAUCACAACCAGACUAUGUUUGACUUGGACAAGUCUAAGAAAGUCAUUCAAGAUAAAAUGUUAGAUGCUAAGAUCAUCGGAGAAGAGGCGAUACGUCUGAAACUGGACGUAUCUAAGCUGUCGAAAACCAGAGAACUUUUGGAGAAGAAAAUUCUAGCGAUGAAUACUGAAAAAGACGAGUUGAACUCGGAUAGAACUAAGCUGCGCCAGCGGAUCUAUAUGCUGGAAAAGGAAAUGGAUGAUUUCAAGAAGUACAUCGACGAAGACAAGCGACAUAUUGAGGGUAUGAUGAAAGAAAAGGACGUACUGACCAAAAGCGUCCAGAGGAUGCAAGUCCUUCAACAGGACCAAAACAAACUGAUCUUUAUCCAAGAACAAAGUAAGAAAAAGUUAGAAGUGGAGUUGGACUUGUAUUUUAUUGAAAACAACAAGCAGAAAAAGGCGAUUGGGCAGUUGGAGAGAGAAAGGGAUAAACUUGCGGAGGAUCAUAUUGAGCUUACGCAGACCAUUGAGGAUAAUAUGGAGGAUAUUCGUCAGAAGAAGGUGAUGAUAUUCGACUUGAAAAAAACGACAUCCGAACUAGAAAACAAAGUCAGACAGCAACAGAACUUAUAUGAAGCUAUGAGAUCCGAUAGAAACUCUCUGCAAAAAUUACUUCAAGAAUCUACUGCAGAAACUGGAGAGUUGAAAAAGAAACUGAAGAUACUAUUUCAUCAUAUUGAACAACUGAAAGAAGAUAUCGGCCAGAAGGAAAAACAGUUGAUCAAAGAUGAGAACGUCAUGAGAAAGCUAAAUAAGGAAAAAGAUAAUUUGAAGAUUGAAGUUAUGAGCCGUAUUGACCAAAUCAGGACUUUAAAAGAGGAGCUGAAAGAAAAAAGAGAUGAAGAAAGAAGAUUACACAAGUGUUUGAUAGAAAAUGACAGAACGAUAAGGCAACAGGCUAAAGAUCUGGAACAGAUAAUGAAUGAAAGAGAUGUGAUUGGAUCACAGCUGGUUAGAAGGAAUGAUGAGAUAGCUUUGCUUAAUGAGAAGAUUCGAAUUCUGCAAGCCACUCUGGCUAGAGGUGAAACUCACUACGAGCAAAGGAUCGAAGAUAUCAGACUAUUGAAACUCGAGGUGAAACGCUUGAGGCAAGAGAAAAACCUGAUGUCAAAAUCGCUGUCCAACAUGGUGGAUCUGAAGCAGGAAAUUUUCCAUUUAGAGCGGGAUCUGACCAAGAGCAGAUUGAAAUGUACUGCCUUGGAAAAGGAAGUGCAAAAUCCUUUGAACAUCCAUAGAUGGAGAAAGUUGGAAGGGUCCGAUCCAGAACUACUGGAUUUGUUGCAGAAGAUACAGCAUCUUCAAAAACGUCUUUUACAACAAGGUUCCGAAGCAGUGGAAAGAGAACGUCAACUGAAAACUGCAGAAAGAUUGUACAUCAAUCUGAGACAAGUGCUAGCUAAACAACCAGGUCCGGGUAUCAAGAAUGAACUCUCAAAAACACAGAGGGCUUUGAAAGCAAGAGGAAACAAGUUAAAGGUGCUCGUCUCCGAGCUGAACAUGGCCGAAUUGAAAGCUGCGGACUAUAAAACCGACUUGCAGCGCGUUUCCGAAGAGCUGUGCGAAAUGAAGAAACGCUAUUUGGCCGAAAAAAAGGUCAAUUACGUCCAAAAGAAGAAAUUCGAAACCACCAUAAUGCAAAUCCAAGCGCGCGGCGACACGACAGCUGCCGGACUUGGCAGUAGCGAAGUCAAGUUUGCAGGUGGCGGGUUUCGAAUGUCCGUGCAACAAUCCACCUCCAAAUAACAAUUGUCAAACGUCGCCGUUUAAUUGUUUAGUGCGUAAUACCAGCCGGAUCAGCCCUGUGUCUCGUUAGCUACGCUUGCGAGUUGAGAGGGAAAAUGUCAAAGGUGCUCGAGGUGUGCGUUGAUAGUUUGGAGUCGGCAGUUGCCGCUCUGAAUGGCGGAGCCGACAGGCUUGAGUUGUGCUGCUCGCUCAUAGAGGGCGGCCUGACGCCUACGCCAGGAAUGCUUAUUCAGGUUUCGUCGCAAGAGGAAGAUUUUCUGGAGGAGUCUCAAUUACAAAGCAUAGAAAAACCAACAACAUCAAAUACUACAACUCAUCGUUCGAAAAAACUAAAAACCAAAGCCAAGGAGAAAACGGACGAGGAAGGUGAUGCAAUGCUAGAAAAGCCUAAAAACAUACUAAAUACACCAACUGACGAGCAUACCGUAUUUGGUGAAUAUGUUGCUAGUGAAUUACAGCAGCUGCGUUCUGAUGAACGAAAAAGAAGAUUAAAACGAAUAAUCCAGAAAGCUAUAGUUGCAAUGAGCGAGGAAGAUGAAGUGGAGUUUUCUGGAUCAAGAACACUUACACCUUUAAUGUCGCCUACUUAUUCACAUUCGAGUACAUACCCAUCAACUUCAAAUACGGUUGAAAGUUUUGAAGAGGCACCGAUAACAAAUACAACUACAAACCUUCCUCCAAUCACGCAGUUUUACGAAAAUUACUUACCUGGAGAUAAUCCGUUUUCAGCACAGUAAAUAUCGCUUCACAAACUUCAGGUAUAAUCCUUGAAAUGGUCGUGACUGGAAUCCGAAAAAGGUAUUGCAGGGAAUGAUAGCUAUCUCCUACAAUUAAAAAUGAUUUAAUUAGAAGUUGUUUUUGUUUGCUUUUUAAGUUAAAUACAUCCUAGAAAACAAACUCAUGUCUUUCAAUACUCACCUGUUGCUAAAAACCGUAACGUAAGCAUGAGCCGUUCUGAAGGUGAAAUAGCUAGCCUAAGAUGAGUAUCUUGUUUUCUAAUCAAUGGUUCAACUUUUUGAAGCAAGUAUUCAUAGUCCUUAUUACUCAUGCGUAAAAAGUUAGCGUAUGAAUUCAUGUCUUCGCUGUGUAAUUCUUUCACCAAUUGAGCAAAAAAACCACUAUCCUGUCUUCUUGAAAUCCAGCUCCUAACCCACAUCCUUCUCUUCUUGUUUUUUAGCUCAACAUUUUUUCUCUUCUUCGUUAUUAAAAUAACAGAGGCAGCUGCAAUUUACUUAAUUCGCGACAUUUCAAACUACUUCCAACAAACUACGGUGCAAUAAUGCCUAUACGUUUUUACGAGAUCAAAUCUACCAUGUUAUGUACACACCACAUAGAGAAAUUGGUAUAGAUUUAAUCUAGGAAAUAUCUACGAAGGUCUAGCGAGGGCCAAAAUAUGUUAUAGUGUACACAGAACAUAGACAAGUCUCAC